AUGGUGGCUGACCUACUGCCGACGGCCAAGUCAGAAGCAUUUCAUCUACUAGAUACACCUGCAGGCAUGGAACUAGAUGAUAUGGCACAUAAAAAGGUCACGCCGCUCUUCCUUGGUAGGCUUAUGCAUCAGAUAUGCUCCACGGAGAGAGAAUUCAUUUCCAGCCAAAUCGACAAAGAGGUAACGGAUAGGCUGCAGGUCAUUGUUACGAAUGGCUCUACAGUUACUACUCAAGUUGAAGCCCUUCAUCGAGUUGAAGCAACAGCACAAUUGCCUCUCAGGAGUCGGCGCGAAGAGACAACACAGAGUUCCAAUUCAACGCAAGAGUCUCAGAUUCCAGAGGUCGAUAAUGACGAUCCAGAUGACUCAGACUACCAUCCUACAAGCUCUGAAUCACGAUCAAGGUCACCCUCGGAUGCCCACACAGAUGAUGGAGAUGCUCAGUCUGAGGUUGCCGUUUCUGUAGCCUCUACUUCAGCUUUUUCAUUUAGCUCCUUCUCAAAGGACACAACGGUCGUAUGGAGACCUCCGAGUGAUCCUGAAACACCAAAGGCUGGAUCAAGUAGCAAGAAGGGAUCUGAAAGACCGGAUAUUCUUCAUGGACAGUCUUCGCAGCCAUCUGAGGACUCUGACGACGCGACGCCGAAGCCGACCACAGUGGGUCAUGGGAUUGAUUUCAAUUUUGCAUCUCCAAUUUCAGGCUCGCCUCUUGAGCGACUAGGAAAGAAUGCACUCGACGGGCCGCCAGUGUUCGCUGGUCGAUCGCCACCUGGUCAACCAAAGUGGCCACCGGGGCGAAAGUUUGUCUCACCAAAGACUCAAAGUUCUCCCAAGGCUCCCAUGCAUCGGGGUGACAUAAUUCCAUCCCCCCCCUGCAGAUCCCAAGGCGAAACUAUACAUUGA
Messenger RNA from Fusarium oxysporum Fo47, 903 nucleotides. RefSeq lists its product as uncharacterized. The record is from RefSeq and is a predicted model, not a curated record. The transcript has 2 exons. The coding region runs from base 1 to 903 and encodes 300 amino acids. Lineage: Eukaryota; Fungi; Ascomycota; Sordariomycetes; Hypocreales; Nectriaceae.